Molecule: messenger RNA, 3914 nt
Organism: Salvelinus namaycush (lake trout)
Lineage: Eukaryota; Metazoa; Chordata; Actinopteri; Salmoniformes; Salmonidae
Product: melanocyte-stimulating hormone receptor-like
Exons: 1
Coding region: 356-1375 (339 amino acids)
Biological process (GO): G protein-coupled receptor signaling pathway
Cellular component (GO): membrane
Molecular function (GO): melanocyte-stimulating hormone receptor activity
Source: RefSeq, a predicted model, not a curated record
GGAUAAACCUUUGAAUCUAAACAGUUACUUGGGAAAGAGACGAUUUCACAUGGAUGAUUCUCCACUGUGAGCAUCUGGGCUCUUCGCUCUGUGUUAAAGUUCGUUCUGGAGACCUCCGCUUGUGGGAAAAUAUCACUCCAAUUUCAGGGUUGCGACGUAAACGUGAGCUAAACUACUUUCACCUCACACAUUCUGUGCUCUUUUUUUUCCUGCGGUCACAGCCCAGUUGAAUAGGAUAUGAUGUCUAUAGAAUAACUUGUUAAUUCUGUUACACUAUAGAGACCACAAAGAAAAUAUUUUAAGGCUUUUUCUUUCCACCUCAUCCAAUAGCCUACUACAGCAGAGAGCAGCAGACAUGAUGGACAACACGUCUCAACAUAACUUCAUCAUGCACCACCACAUGGAGCUGAGCACCCUCACCAUGUACAGCGAGAACAGCACCACCAACAACACCAGCGCCAGGGAGCAGAACUCUACGACCUGCUCGCUCCGCAUUCCACAGGAGCUGUUCCUGACGCUGGGCCUCAUUAGUCUGGUGGAGAACAUUUUAGUGGUGCUGGCCAUCAUCAAGAACCGCAAUCUGCACUCGCCCAUGUACUACUUCAUAUGCUGCCUGGCCGUCUCCGACAUGCUGGUCAGCGUCGCCAACGUGGUGGAGACCAUAGUCAUGUUGCUCACCGAACACGGGCUGCUAGUUGUCACACCUGAAAUGCUGCGGCACCUGGACAACGUCAUCGACAUCAUGAACUGCAGCUCGGUGGUGUCGUCGCUGUCCUUCCUGUGCACCAUCGCCGCGGAUCGAUAUAUCACCAUCUUUUACGCGCUGCGUUACCACAGCAUCAUGACCACGCAGCGCGCCGUGACCAUCAUCGCGAUGGUGUGGCUGACCAGCAUCACCGCCAGCAUACUUUUCAUCGUCUACCACUCGCACACCGCCGUCAUUGUAUGCCUCGUCACCUUCUUCUGCAUCACUCUUGUCUUCACCGCUGUGCUCUACAUGCACAUGUUCAUCCUGGCGCACGUGCACUCGCGGCGCAUCAUGGCCAUCUACAAGUCUCGCCGCCAGGGCACGAGCAUGAAGGGCGCCAUCACGCUCACUAUCCUGCUAGGGGUUUUCAUCCUCUGCUGGGGACCCUUCUUCCUACACCUUAUUCUCAUCCUCACCUGCCCCACGACCCCCUUCUGCACCUGCUUCUUCAGCUACUUCAACCUCUUCCUCAUCCUCAUCAUCUGUAACUCGCUCAUCGACCCGCUCAUCUACGCCUAUAGGAGCCAGGAGCUGCGCAAGACACUCAAGGAGCUGCUCUUCUGCUCCUGCCUCACCUUUCGAUGCGAUUCCAUACUUGAGUGUCUAUUUCCAUGGAAGUUCACGUGACUGCAGGAUUUGUUCAGGAAUAAAAGAUUAUUUGAUAUUUGCGGCACUAUUAAGCGAAUGCCUGCCGUUGCUGUUGAAUUAACUGAAAUACAUAGUUAAUAAACUAUGAGACUUCAGGUUGGAUUGCACACAACGGCACAGCCACGCUUGGGACCUUUUACCAACCCCUGGCCUCUUCCAUGUUGCAGGCCAAGCCAUACAUAUAUGCCAUACUUGCGUGUCGAAUAAAUACUUGAGUCAUAAUCUGAAGCAUUUAUAUCUAAUUAUACACAGCAAAUGUGUGAUCAGAAUUGUAACACCCACAGUGUUAAAUGUAUCACUUUCUUAGAAAUCAUAUGUAACCAUUUCAAAUAGCCUAGUGUUAAACUAACACUUUUAAAUGUGUUGAUAAAUCAACACCCCGAAAGUGUUUGGUCCCUAGCAAAUUCCGACUUAAAUUAACACUUUAUACGGGCUGAUGCUGUUACACUUUCUCAGUGUUAACGAAUUAACACCUCUGGUGUUACAGUAACUCAUUUUGGAGUGUUAUUUUAACACUUUAGGGUGUAAAGACUGCACAUUUAUUUCCCAGUGUUACUAUUUUUCUGUGUAUUUGUUAAUGACAAAGACAUGAUUGUUGCAUUCGAUGGCUUUUAGUUUUCUAGCCUUCACCAAGUGAGUGACUAAGUGAAUAUUUGAUCAUAAAAUUUUUAUUAUUUAUGUUAAUACAUAUACAUUACUUUUUUUUAAAUUAUGUUGAACCAACAUGGAGUAAACAUUGAUUUGAAGUUUGUGCCCAGUACAGGGCACAUUAGCAAGUCACAUUAUGCUGUUUUUCAAAGUGUUGUAUAAUUCCUAUUGGAAUCUAGUCAGUUUGGAUAUCCAACACCCACAACUGCAGUUAGAAUGACUGCCAAGGUAGGGAAGAUUGAUAAAUGAGACUUCCUUAACCAUCUUGAGAUGGAACAACCAUCUCAAUAGCGGGUGAAAUAAGGCCAACUACUUACAGAUUGGAUUAGUUUAGAUUUUUUAUUUAUUUAUCUUUGUUUAGUAUAAGAUCAAUGAAUCAACCAAGGUGCAUGCAGAAACAUAGGCCUAGAUAUUAAAACAAACUAUUCUAAAAAGCAACCGGCAACAAAGCAUGCUGGGAAAUAUAAUAAUGAGGCCCCUCCCAUGUCUUCAAUCUGAGAGAGUUAACGGAAAUUAACUCAACACAGCCGAGUAACAACAACACCACACAGUGUUGAUUCCACUGUGAUUCAAGUAACUUCAUUUAUUCACGGCAGGUGUUUUUUAAUUUCAAUCCCACUGGUGUUAUCCCCACCAGAAUCAACACUCAGAUAUAACACUCACAACACUUUUUACCUCAACACUGAGAUUUUAACACCCUCAAAUUUGCUGUGCAGUUAUCAUCUCCAUACAACAGCAACUGACAGAACUUUUUCAAAGAUGCCAAUGUCUGUAAAAGCUGCGGGUCCAGUUUUCUCAGGCACCAAGAAACUUUGGUUUAACAGUACAUUACUGUAAACCUUACAGUAAUGUACUGUUAAACCAAAGUUGCUUUGGAAUUUACGGUAACAUACUGUACAUUUUGUUAAAGUAAUUUAGAGGUAACUGGCUACCAGUAAGUUAACAUAAAAACCACAUGAUUAUUUUACAGUGUACUAUGUAGGACAAAUAGUAAUUUGUGCUUUAAUCAUAUAGCCAACACUGGAAAUAUACUUUAAAUAAGAUAUAGCAAGUGUUCUAUUUAAAAUAGGAAAGAAUUUCCCGGAAUGUUGUUGGGAAGAGGAUGUUGUUUGAAAGAGGCUAUUGUUGAAGAAAAUUCCAUGGACCUACUGAUAUACACUAGCCCUGAUGCUUUGUAUGGAGUCAAAUAAAGAUGCACAAAUAUGAGUCAUGAAGUUGUUUUGUACAAGAAAACCAUUCUGUCACGUUUUGAUUAAAUAAAAUGAGUGCAUUGUGAAGUCCAAUAAUAGCCUAAUUGGUCUAUAUAGCGAGUUGCAUUUUUAUUUAUUCACUCAUUAUUUGUUUACAUCCAAUUUCCAAGUAUGUACAAAGAAGUUUCACGGUAUGAUUUAGGCCUAACUUAGCCCACUUAGGCCUUUGACGAAAAUGGCCUAUAAAUUUAAAUAAAACUUUGGGAUUUCAUGUAAAAAGUUUUAUUGCAAUCUUAAAACAGAUCAGACAAUUUCAGAUUAUCCUCACCAUUUUAAUGCAAAUAAUAAUGUAUGCAUAGACAGAAACAAAAUGUUUAUUUCAAUAUGUAUUUCACAAGUAGCCCAUGUAAUGUAGGCUAGGCAUGUUUUUUAAUUGUGUUAUGGAUGUACUGAAUACUUUGAAUGUUUCAACAUAUUUAUAACAUUUUCAAAAGCCUCGAGGGUAUCAAUAUUCAUCUCUUUAAACAAUCCAUGCUAUUUUAUGGCUGUGUGUCAAAACCAAGGCUCAAACUUAUCUCGUUGUAAAUGUGUACAUUUGAUUACUUUUUACUGUAUUUCAACAUAUGGUCUUGCUAUGGUCAAAUUGUACUUAUAUGUACUGAACAAAAACAUAAACACAA